AUAUGGACAAAAUGAUGGUUCAGAAUCCAAUCAAGAGUCCGGAUCAUUUACACCUGUUUCAUUAUCUGUUGAUGAAGCAUUUAGAAAAUAUUUUCCAAAUGAAAAAGAUGCACAAGAUGGACCAUAUUCACAACAAUCACAAGGACAAUCCAUGGAUGGCUAUUCAAAUCAACAGGCGAAUGGCGAUAAAGGAGUCGUGAAUAUUGAUAGUAUAAGGGAAAUUGUUGAAAAGCAACCAUUAGCACGGCCAGAUCCAUUUGAUCCACCAUCACCGCCAUUAUCGGCAUUUUUACCGCCACCACCAAAUUCUCAGCUUGUUGAAUCAUCCGGAUCACAACAGCCGGAUCAACAUCAAUAUCAACAAGCGAUGGCAUCACAAACAACAUUACCUGAACAGAUUGCAGCCAAUAUGCCACAAUCAGAUUCUGGUUCAUCUCAAGCCUAUAUGAAUCAAGCACAUCCACAGAUUCCAAUACAACCAAUUAAUACAUUCAAAGCACAGGAACCAGAUAUGCCACAAUCAAGUUUCAUAAAUCCACCUCCAAUGAUGUCACAACCACCGCCAUCAAAGUUUUCAUUCUCAAAAGAUUCAAUCAUAUCUAUUGAUAAUGGAAAUAAUGACAAUGACAAUAAUAACGAUUCUGGUUUAAGUGAUGAAAAUGAAGAUGAAGGCUAUGCAUAUAAUACGGAAAAUAUUGAUGAAAAUGGUAAAAAAGUAUUAGUCUAUCAACGUCCAGUUGAUUUACCUGAAUUGAAUACAGGAAAUAAAUUCGAUAUCUAUGGACAAAGUGGACAUACUGGACAAAGUUCAAAUCAAGAAAUCAGUUCAAUUUAUCAUAAACAAAAUGAUCAAAGUUUGUCAUCCAUGGAUCAAGGAAUGAAUAUUCAGGAUUCAUUAAUGAAUAAUGAUAAUUAUAAAUAUCAGAAUGAAAUCACUAUUCAACGUGAUAAACAAUCGAUGGAUAAUGAUAUGUUUCAAAUGAAUCCAAUUGAUAUGCGACCACCACCACCACCGCCAUCAUUUUUUACGGAUUUCACUGAUUAUGAACCAUCAGGACAUUCAUUUCAAAAUCAACCUCAACCAUCACAUCAAUCGGAACAACGACAUCAACAACAACAACAACAUCAACAAUCAUGGACUCCACAAAAUCAUAAUAAUAUGCCUUCAAUGGAUUUUGGUGGCGGUAAAAUGACCGAAGGUUUACAACAAAUUGAAUACGGUGGAUUUGUUCCAAUCAAAAAGCCACACAUAUCUAAUUCGGAUAUGAAUAAUCAACAGCCUUUAAAUGGUGGAGAUUAUAUGGUUCAAAAUGGUCCACAAUCUAAAGCUCCAUAUGAAUACAAUGCUAACAAUAAUGUGGAAUAUGUUCAACAACCAUUGCCUUCGCCACAACCGCAAAUGGGAAAUAUGAUCCAAAUAACGCCUUCUUCACCACAACAAGGUUCACAAUCAAUGCCACCGUCACAGCAAUCGAAACAAACAUUCCGUCAAAAUUUAAAUUUUGAAUCUGAAUAUCAUGGACCUGGAUCAUUCAAUGAACCACCAUCAAUUUUCGAUACACCAAACAUUCAUCAUAACUAUUUACCAUUAUCAGCUCCAUCAUCACAUCAACAACAAAUGUCCACACAAAAUGGUGGCGGUUAUCCACAAGAACAUGAACAUUUUCAUGUGAAUAAAAUCCAUGAUAUUCAUGUGAAACCAUUGUAUGGAAAAGAUGCAACGAAAAAAUUACGCGAAUUAGGUAUCAAUGAAGAUGAAUUCUAUGGUACAGUGAAUAAAAUAUUACAAAAAUCUCGUCCAAUGGGCAAACCAAACAAGCACUUUGAAACAUCAUCAUCUCGUAUGCCUUUGUUGCCACCAUAUCUACCAAAAGUUAAUCUUUAUAGAGCUCCACCGAAAAAUCGACCACGACCUUUUGGCAAUAAUGGCCGUAAAAAGAAUCGAUUCUAUCACAACAAUCUGAUUGCUGAAGAUAUUGAAUUGAAAUUUUUAAAAGAUGAACUUCCGCCAGGUGCAUCAUACAAUCCUCGUGACGUUGGCCUUGAUGAAUCAGUAUUGGCUCAGCUUCAUUUAUUGGAUAGUGGUAUUGGUGGAUAUCGUUUUCCUGGACCAAUGUCUAAUGGCCAACAUUCUCAUCAUCGACCAUUGUUUCGUAAACCAUCAGUGCCAUAUAAAAAAUCUAAUGCAGCAGCAUCAUCAUCAGGUAGUAGUGGUGGUAGUGGACCACAUGCAAUGAACAGUAUGAUCAUGCCAUUCAUUUAUCAAUCAUCAAAUGCUCAACAUAACACUAAUCGUUCACCACAUUCAACAUCAUCAAUAACACGUAACAAAGGAUUCUAUCCAGCUUAUGGUUAUCGUGCUGCAGCAUCCGAAUUGAAACCACAAUUUAUAUUGCCAAAAGGAAAACAUUUUAAAUUUCUUCAUCAAAAACAACAGCAAAAAAUCACGCCCACUGAUUCAAGUAAUCUAAAUCUUUUCUUGUCACCAUCAUCAUCGACAUCAUCUUCAUCGGCUACAACGAUUGAUGGUGGCCAACGGCCAUUAGCAAAUAUAUUCGGUAUACGAUCGAUCAAAGGAAUUCGAUCACUAGUCUCCUAUCUGACAGGCGGAGUAUCUGGUUGAUUCGUUUCUAUCAAUUUGAUCUUGUAAUCAUUGGAAAAAAAUGUUUGUUUUUUUGGCAACUUUCGACAAAAAACAACAACAACAACAACAACAAUG
Molecule: messenger RNA, 2719 nt
Organism: Dermatophagoides farinae (American house dust mite)
Lineage: Eukaryota; Metazoa; Arthropoda; Arachnida; Sarcoptiformes; Pyroglyphidae
Source: RefSeq, a predicted model, not a curated record